GUCGAGCUGUCAUUUACAGAAACGUCACACGUGUAAAUGUCCUUGACAAUUUAACACAGUGUCCAAAUGAUAUUAUUUACGUGUGAAUAUUGUGUAGAUCUUCUAACCUGUUCUCUUUUAAUAAAAGUGCUUAAAAUUUAACUAUUUGUACCUGCUAGGCCGGAGCAUAUUUCAGAUUUAUACAUUAUUUGUUCUCAUUAUUUACACUGUGCACACGAUAAUCACAAAAUAGCCCAAAAACUCUGUUCAUUAUGGAAGACAACAAUUUAAGUUUGCAACACUUCUCUCAGAACAUCCAACAAUCAAUACGAAACAUAUGCGAAAAAGAAAGAUUUAUUGAGCCAAAGUUAUUUAUCAGAAAUGUUACUGGUGAUAAUAAUUUUAUGGGUGAGUUGUAUGAAAUUGAUAUAGAAGGCACGACAUCUGACGGUCCUAAAACUAAAAAUAUUUUUAUAAAGAGAAUUGUAGAUAUAGAAGGUUUCAAAGUAUAUUCUAUACCUGAAGUGUUUGCUAAAGAAGAAUUCGUAUACAAUGAGUUAUUGAAGGCAUACAAUGAGUUGGAAGACGAAGCGAAUAUUCCAGACGAAGAAAGAUUGAAUACCGUUAUGAGUUUUGAUGAAACAAGUUCAGAGGCGAUUGUAUUAGAGAAUAUAAAGAAAAAUGGAUAUUUACAGACGCAUAAAUUUGAUGCUAUGACUUUAGAAAUUGCAGAAAAAUCUAUUGAGCAGCUUGCAAAGUUUCAUGGACUUUCAUUCGUUUUGGAACACAAAAGGCCAACAUACUUCCAAAAGAGGAUCAAAACAAUCAAACAGUCAUUCGUUUACGAUACGUACUGGGAUGAAUUGGCUGAGAAAUUCACAAAUAUAUCUAUCGCUGAACUUGACGAUGAUAUGAAGGAUAGAGUAAAUAAGUUUUUACCAAUUUCCUUGGUGAAAUACCCAAAGUAUAUGACAGGCGCAACAAAUAUGAUCAAAUGUCUAUGCCACGGAGAUUAUAAAAUGAACAAUAUUAUGUACAAAAAAAAGGAUGAAAGUCUGCAUGUGAUACCAAUUGACUUCCAGCAGAUAUACUUCGGAAAUCCAAUAAUUGAUUUAAUCUACUUCAUCUAUGCGAGCAGCGAACGCGAAUUCAGAAAAACCUAUCGCAACCAUCUCAAAGAUUACUACUACGACUCAAUAGACAUGUUCUUGAAGCAUUUUAAAAUGGACUUUAAGUGUAUUUACCCUAAGGAUGAAUUUGACAAAUGUUUUAAUGAAUGUUUAGAUUACGCUCUCAUGUUUUGCUUGUAUAUGUACCCUUUUUUAUUUUCUGCUGAAGACUCAGAGAAGACUGACGAUAUAAACUGUAAUUUUAGAGUUGAUGUUAGACUUAAAGAUAGGAUAAAGGGAGUACUUGAAGAUUUCAUUGACUUAGGUAUUAUUUAAAGAUAAGAUACUGUUCGAUGAAGUUAUCUAACAAUAUGAAAAAAUAUAAGUAAGCCAUUAUGUUAUAAGAUUAGCCUUUCUAGAGUUUUCGGGAGUGUCAAGCAUUUAAAAUAGUUACUUUUGUACGCAACUUAUUUUUUUCUUGUUAUACAGUAUUACUUCAGCGGGUUUUCUUUUAAAUAAAUAUUUAUGGUUAUAAUUA
Leptidea sinapis is the source of this 1626-nucleotide messenger RNA. RefSeq lists its product as uncharacterized. The coding region runs from base 252 to 1424 and encodes 390 amino acids. The transcript has 3 exons. NCBI's taxonomy places the organism in Eukaryota, Metazoa, Arthropoda, Insecta, Lepidoptera, Pieridae. The record is from RefSeq and is a predicted model, not a curated record.